This is a messenger RNA of Patella vulgata (common limpet), 3230 nucleotides long. RefSeq lists its product as uncharacterized. NCBI's taxonomy places the organism in Eukaryota, Metazoa, Mollusca, Gastropoda, Patellidae. The record is from RefSeq and is a predicted model, not a curated record. The coding region runs from base 904 to 2802 and encodes 632 amino acids. The transcript has 3 exons.
UAUUUAUUGGAUAGUUUCUUUUCGGUGUGGCUUAGGAAGAAAAUUGUGGAGGUAUCACCCUUUACCUUGAUCAGAAAAUAUAAAUACCAGAUUUACUGUUUUGUGUUUUCAAGAGAGUCCAGUAUUAAAAGCUAUAUGGUUAAGUGAGAGUGAAAUUGACAAAGUGUAUUAUCAAAAAUGAUUUGAGGCUUGAUUAAGGUUUGUCAUCUCCACGCACGUUGUCCGCGUUUUGGAUUUAAUGAUACAGACCGUUUCCUCCAGAAAACAUCAGUUCAGUGGUUGAAGUUUAUCGUCGCGUGUUGGAUUAGAGUACUGAAUCUGAAGAUAUAGACCCCCUUUUCAAGAAGACACUAGUUGAAAUUUUAUCAUCGCGUAUUUUAACCCCAUUUUGGCUUGGGAUAAGUAUAGUUAACGGGUGAUACAGACCGUUUCGGCCAGAAAGUAUCAAUGGUUCUACAGUAUUAUUAGAUAAUAUAAUUUGUUGCUUGGUAAAUUUUAUGCCCAUUUGUUUUCCAGUUAUGUGAAUAUCUGAUUUAAAUAAGACGGUGUAUCAAGUGUUCUAUAAAAGUUAGCUUACCGUAUCCCGUGAACAACUCCUGUGAUUAACGAUAGGUUUGAGUGAAUCGCAGCAGCACCAGUAACAAUCGCAGAAGCACCAGUAACACCUGUGACUAACGGUAAUUUGGAAGGAAUCGUAGCAGAACCAGUAACCUCUGUGACGAACGAUAAUUUGGAAGUAAUCCUAGCAGCAUCACUAACCUCUGUAAAUAGCGAUAGUUCGGAAGGAAUGUGUAACGCUGUGAUCUAUAAUUUUUUUUUAAUUUGUGAGGAAACUAAUGACCUUUAUUGAGCAAUCGAAUAAGAUUUUAACUGUUACACCCUACUGCUUGAACUCAACACAAGAUGCCAGAAACUAGGAACCCAACCGUUAUCCCAUCCCACACGAUGACAACAUUACCCCCUAUCUUCGGAAAAUCGAAAAUAAAGAAAGAUUAUAAAAAACCGCCCAAGAUUCCGGUGGUCAUGAACAAACGAACGGCGUACAAACCAUAUACCAAGAUGUACGGUGACGACAUGGUGGAGUUAAAACGCAUGGAACAGGCAGAGUUGGGGGUUAAAACACGAUCGAGGAACAAGAUGGAGGAUGAAAGGUGCUGGCGGAACGUUAACCUCAGUUACAGAGAUCAUCUCUAUACCAUGGGAAGCAUAAGACAAGAACAGUCACUGGUUUAUCAACUCAUGUGCAAAGUUCAAAAGGACAAACGACGAAUCCAGCGGCAGACGCACAGGAGACGUGAAAAUGAAUUUCAGGAAAAGAUGCGGUGGCAACGCAUUAAAAGCAUGUGUCAUUUUGUGGUAUUAAAAUUUCGGGAAAAUGUUCAACGGAAAAGGGAACAAAGAUUAAAACAAGAAGGGUUGAGUGCGAGUCAGAUCGAAGCGUCUAAGCGCAGCAAAGUGAAAAGUUCCGCAAAACAGGAUAUUUAUCAAUCAAAAAUAACAACACCAGUAAAAAACCGUCAUGACGAAGAACCGCCUUCUCGUCUUGAGAUGGUUUCAGAGGUGGGGGGCGAGGGCGAAGAUUGUCAUUCUUCUUUCAAAAUCAAAGAAAACAAUGGCCGUGAUUCGACUUCAAAUACUAACCCGAAAAAUGUCUCAGUCAGUGAUAUUUCUUUUAAAACUAAAUCCAAAACAGAAGCAGAUAUGGAUUUAAAAAAGUCAGGCCAAAAUGUUGUUCACUCGCAAAACUUUUGUACAAUUAGUGACAAAAUACAACCUGUGUGGGCUGAUGAGGAGUUGCGUAAUUUGACCAAGGAUGAUGACAAUAUUAAUGUUAAUGAUGUUAACUUGAAAACGCCGACCUUUGAUGAGCAGGUUCAGCAUCAACAUACCUCAAACAGUGAUAUACGGACAAGGAUUAUUCAGGUUAGAAAAGACAGACCCAGUAAGCCUUUAACACGAAUAAUUCAUAACUCGCAGGAAAAUCAAACCUCAGAACCACUACAAAAGAAUCAGACAGCCAUUCGGUCCACAUCUGACAUAACAUCCCAAACUCAAGAAGCCGGGGUUCAGAGCGAACAAACAGAUUGUUCUUCAGUCGUGUCUUCGGUAAAAGCUAGAGCCCCGCUUAAUCCGGUGAAAGUUCGUAGACGAGGGACAACCCGACCACCAACAACUUAUCUAACCUCCAAUCUCGAACAAUCGAUGCAGUCAGAGAAAGCUCACCUAGAAAAGCAGGCCUCGAACUAUAAAAACGAGGAAAAGUGUCAAGUUUCUAAUCAAACACAUAAAGAAGAGAAGGAAAGCUUGGUUGUGUUGAUGAAGAAACGCGCCAGACAUCGAGCUAAGAAAGAUUUAGACGCGUUAAAUAAAGAAUCAUUUGUGAAAUAUGAAAGGACCAAGAGUGGCCUUUUAAAGUCAUAUCCGGGAAAACGAGAAACAUUUGUGCCUCCUUCAUCAAAAAACCUGUAUACUCGCCAUAAACUACUUCGUCAGGAAAGAGAAGCAAUUCUAAUGCAGCGAUUUAAGUUGGCCAAAUUUUACGAAAGUGUCAUGGAAAUGAGAGAAAGAACUGUUGUUCAUGAAAAACCUACCGAAAAAUUAGAAUCUAAAGAUAAAGAGCUACCAGCAUUAAAAGCCAACCCUUCACAGAUGACCAACAGCAUCUUUAAUGUGACUCAGCCGGAACAGGUUCGAUUAGAUGAUGAUAAUACGAGUCGAUAUGUGAGAGUUUAUGAUCGCGAUUUAAAGGAGGACGUCGAUUAUAAUUUGAGUAACCGAAGAAUGUCCAGUUGGAAAACGUAAUUGGAAAUAAAUUUCCCAAACAAAACACAAACUGACACAGAUGUUGUUAAACCUAAUGAGAUCAGGGGCUAACUAGGUCUGACAGCCCAGAGGGAUCAGGGACCCAUGCGCCCAAAUUGGAAUUAUUUUGUACUUGACCUCGGAAGCUUUAUACAUGCAAUCGUACAGACGAUUGUUAUGACCAACACUUAGAUCAAGCAAAGGGUGAUAAUAUUAGUAACAACUAGUGGACUUCAUAAUUCUAAAUACGGCGUUGAGAGACUAUCAGUGUCCUUUGCGUAAUACUUGACACAAGUUGAUGGAUUACAAUUUAUUUAGAUUCCAUAUAGUUUGUCAUUCUUUUCAGUAAAUAAAUGCCACUUAAACAAUUCAUCCUUUAGCCUUGGUGAAUAUGGAGUUGAACUACCCAUAAAGAUACAUUUAAUUCA